UUCUAUACAUCUUUCUCUGCUAGCUAGCUUUUUUAUAUUGAGUAACCGCCUCGCGCUAUUAGCGCUUAUCCGCUUCUCGCCUGCUUCAUAAAAUAAAACAGGGUCCCAAUCCGCGCCUCGGCGCCCCACCGCUUAACUCUGCGCUUUUUGCAUUCCGCUUCUUUCUCGCCCUUGCGCUAUUCGCAUCCCGCUUAAUGCACUUGCGCUAUUCGCCUCUCCUUUCUCGCUCUUGCGCUAUUCGCAUUCCGCUUUCUGCUCUCUCCUGCGAGAUUCGCUCUCCUCUUUCUAUUAUCGCGACUUUCUUGCUCUCAUAAAUCACUUUAAGGCUUAACAGUCCCAACUUAAUUUUUAAUAAAAUUUUAAUUUAAAUUACUAAAUUUAAGAUAAUAAUUGUUAAUUAUAUUAACUACAAUGACCAACGUACUCAGCAACCGCACAAAGAAAACAGCUACAACACUCAACUCAUUGUUGGCACAAUCAAUGCCAGCUUUACCAGAACAACAAGACAACAUAAAUGAACUUGCAGAAAUUAAAUCAACAUUAGUUGUUCUUCGAGGUCACCUCGAAGAACUCGAAGAUGUUAUGGCAGCAAUGAAUAAGAUAGAAGAGGAAGGGCUUCUGUCCUUUCUCACGCAACGGAGAUAGAUAAAGUUCGUGUGUCUAGAAUCUACGAUAAAGACCAAGAAGAUUAUCAGUGUGAAGUUAUUAUGACUAAAGCCUUGGAGGCAAGAAGAUGUUUAAUGGGGCUUAUAGGUAAAUUUACAGCAAGAGAAGUCGUAUUAGAAUCAACAUGUAAGGGGAGUAAUUCCACAUCAAUUUUGAAUCGAAGCAUGAACCAAACGUACCAAACACUGAAUCAAACUGUGCAACCAGUCUCUCUUC
Molecule: messenger RNA, 882 nt
Organism: Meloidogyne enterolobii
Lineage: Eukaryota; Metazoa; Nematoda; Chromadorea; Rhabditida; Meloidogynidae
Source: the annotation of a GenBank genome assembly